UGCUUAAAAAAUAAAAAUUAUAAUCAAAUGUCAUUUUAAUUACCUAAUCCAUUUUCCUACUGGCUAUCUCUAUACUGUACCACAAAUAUGUAAACAAGAAAAUUAAAUGGGGCAAACCUGUUCCCUUCCAGUAUUAGACUCCGAAGAUAAGAAGCUACAUCGCUAACGUGCUAAAAUACGCACGCCAUUAUUGUUCAAUUAAUAAAGUGCUAUUUUAAAAUUUUAAUGAAAAAUAUACGAUAGUUAUAUCUGAAUAAGGUUUAAAAGUUUUGUCAACUGUGUAAUGUGAUGUGUGAUGUGUUUUCAUAUGUAGUAUUCUUUUUUUCAAAAUGGAUUUUAUGUGAUUAAUAAAUAGUUUUCGUAGACAUUUUGUGGGUUAUAUAUAUACAUACUUCUUUUAAAACAAUGUACUCUGACACGCAUAUAUUGACGACUCAGCUCUAGGCGAGGACAAUGUUUAAGCUGUUUCUGAAAAUUAUAAUAAUCAUAACUUUGACAAAAGAAAACCUGUCGCAGAAAAAUGAAGGGGACAGUUGUGAGAUAGAGUAUACUGGUAUACUCGGUACCUGUACUACGCUCGAGAACUGUGAAUCAGCCAGGGUGAACUAUCAUAACAACCGUAUCACGCCUACAUUUUGCCGCUACAGUGCGUUUGGUUCAUCGCUAGUGUGCUGUAAAGGCGGGCAGAAAGCAGUCGUUCAAGUACCUAAGCCGAGACCACCUGAACCUGAACCAAGUCCAAACCCACUUAGAACUUUGGUACUCAACAGGAGAGGAAAUGCACGGAAGACUGAUGUAGAAGGAGACAGUUGCGUAGAAGAAUACACGGGGUCAUUGGGCACUUGCACUCCCCUUGAUUCAUGUCAAUCAGCCAAGUUAAUUUAUGAAAAGGCCGGCCUCAAACCUACUUUUUGUCGAUACAAUGCCUUUGGCGAGUCCUUGGUGUGUUGUAAGGACGGCAAGACAAUAUUGCAAACAUCAAAACCACGAUCCGCUGAUCCCAGCCCACUUUGGACAUACGAAAAUGACAAACGUAGAGUAAGCGAAAGAAAAUGCGACGCAUACAGCAGGAGCGUUGUGCAGAAGGUGGACGUGUCUGCCCUACUAGUCAACGACGAAGGAGUGUCUGUGGUCGCCAGCAAGUGCCAAUACACAGGCGUCGAGCUGAUUAUAGGAGGAGAGGACGCGAAUAGGGGAGAAUUUCCCCAUAUGGCAGCCAUAGGCUGGGCUAACUCCGAAGGUGGCUACGAUUUCAAAUGCGGCGGCAGUCUCAUCAGCUCCAAGUAUGUGUUGACUGCCGGACAUUGCACUAACGACCCGCGCGCAUACACGCCCGAGCCCGUCGCCGCGCGGCUGGGAGAGCAAAACCUGGACGCUAACGUUAACGACGGAGCUGACCCGGUGGACGUACCCAUCAGGCAUAUCAUUUCGCAUCCAAAAUACAAGCCGCCCUCGAAAUACCAUGACAUCGCGUUGCUAGAGCUGGCUUCAGACGUCCAGUUCGAGGAUGCCAUCAGACCCGCCUGCCUGUGGACUAGACCUGACUUCGGAGAGAACAACAAGGCUGUGGCUACGGGAUGGGGAGUCGUUGAUACGUUGACAAAAGAGACUUCUAAAGACCUACAAAAGGUUUCUCUCUCGUUGUUGGACAAUACAUUCUGCGAUCCCCUCCUCGAGUGGUCGUGGAAUAGAAACUGGAAGGGAUUCGUGCCGGAGCAGAUGUGUGCGGGGGAACUGCGAGGGGGGAGGGAUACGUGCCAGGGUGAUUCCGGCUCUCCGCUCCAAGUGACAUCGCAAGACAACCAUUGUCUGUUCUACGUCAUGGGGGUGACUUCGUUCGGGAAGAAAUGUGGUGACAGCAGUCAACCAGCUAUAUACACCAGAGUAUCCAGUUACAUAGACUGGAUAGAAAGUGUUGUGUGGCCGGGAGAAUAGGAAUCUAAUGAUCAGUGUUGCCGAUCGAUAGUCGACUAUCGAUGAUUAAUCGAUAGUCUAUCGAUAGCCAACCAAUCGUAUGACAAUCGAUCGGCUUAUCGAUAGUAUCAAUACUAUCAAUAGUAUCGAUACUAUCGAUAGCUCAGAACAAGGUAAUACUAUCGAAUGAGUGCAAUACUAUAGAUACUAUUGUAGUUCGUUAAUAACAAACUAUCGAUAGUAUCGAUACUGUCGAUUUUAUUUGCAAACAUACUAUCGAUAGUUUCACAUUCAUUCAAUAAUAUUGUUUACAAUUUCCAGGUAUUAUAGUCAAUCACAAACUUUAGUCUAAAACAAUCGCUAGUAUCGAUACUAUCGAUAGUAUUGUUGCAGAUAAAACCAAAAGUAUCGAUACUAUCAAUAGGUUGUUAUUAAAGAACUACAAUAGUAUCUAUAGUAU
Messenger RNA from Chilo suppressalis (striped riceborer), 2374 nucleotides. NCBI's taxonomy places the organism in Eukaryota, Metazoa, Arthropoda, Insecta, Lepidoptera, Crambidae. The record is from the annotation of a GenBank genome assembly.